UCUGGUAGAAGAAAUUCAUUCUGCACAACACAAACAUGAUGAAGCCAUCAUGGCUAGGCUGAAGUUAGCCAGUGAGGAGAGAAAUGAUGCUUGUAAACAAGUAAAGCUGUUGGAACAACCUCUUGAAACGCUAGAAAAUAUUAACCCUGAAGAAAAUGACAUGACAUUACAGGAAUUACUGAACAGAAUAAACAAUGCAGACACCGGUAUGGCGAUAUGGAGGACUGGAGCUAUAAUUGUCGAUCGAAUAUACAGGACCCAGGAACGGAAAAAGAAAAUAACAGCUGAAGAAAUUAACGCACUGAUAGAAGAGCGAGAUGCUGCACUGGCUCAAUGCAAACGGCUGGAGCAGGAGCUUCAUCAUAUGAAAGAGCAGAACCAGACUUCUGCAAACAAGCCUAGACAUCUGACUGCUGAAAACAAUCAAGAACGUGCUCUGAAGGAAAAAUUGCUUGCUAUGCAACAGGAGAGAGAAGCUGCUGUUCAUCAAUAUAAAAAUCUAGAAGAAGAGCUCCAGACUCUUCGUAUUUAUUACAGUUUGCAUCAAGCUCUAUCCCAAGAAGCAAGUCUUAAGGAUCAAUUCAACUCCACACUUAUAACGUAUGAAAAAGCUUUGAAAAACAGAGAUGAUGUUGUCUCCAUGCUGCUUCUUCAAAAUGAGGAGCUGGAGACCCAGCUCCAGCAAAUGGCAGCGGAGAGAACAAACACAGAAUUAAAGUUUCAGCAAGCUUCAGAUGCUUUGCAAGAGACCACUGAGAAACUUCAAAACAUGACUGUGAAAAGAAUGUGGUUAAGACCCAGGAGCCUUUCUGGAGGAUAGUGAGCAAAGGAAACCAGGAGGAGAAGAGAAUUUAGCACACGGGUGCAAGAGUGUCAGCUCCAUUGAUUCAGUCCGAGGGGAAUGCCUGAUGACUGGAAGAAUCGACCUUGGCAAUGGAAGCACAAAGCUCUUUUCAUCAAUUCAAGCUUGGACUCUAAAGCUGCAGAUGGUUACCUCCAGCACUGCCUAUUCAGGGUGAGGGUU
Messenger RNA from Python bivittatus (Burmese python), 1024 nucleotides. The record is from RefSeq and is a predicted model, not a curated record. NCBI's taxonomy places the organism in Eukaryota, Metazoa, Chordata, Lepidosauria, Squamata, Pythonidae.